Molecule: messenger RNA, 6353 nt
Organism: Prinia subflava (tawny-flanked prinia)
Lineage: Eukaryota; Metazoa; Chordata; Aves; Passeriformes; Cisticolidae
Gene: SNED1
Product: sushi, nidogen and EGF like domains 1
Exons: 33
Coding region: 253-4587 (1444 amino acids)
Biological process (GO): Notch signaling pathway; cell-matrix adhesion
Molecular function (GO): Notch binding; calcium ion binding
Source: RefSeq, a predicted model, not a curated record
AGCCCCCGGGGGGCGUGGCCGGCAGGGUGAGGGCGCUCGGCGGAGCUGAGGGGCCUCCGGUUCUCGCCGCGCUCCGGGCGAGCGGUCCCAGCGCCCGGCUCCGGGCAGCGGCCGCCGCCCUCCCCGUGCCCCUCCGCGGGCGUCCUGCCCUGCCCCGCCCCGCCCCGCCCCGCCUCGCCUCGCCCUGCCCCGCCCCCGCCAUGUUUCCGUGGCUGGUGCCCCCGUGAGAGGCGAGCGGCGUUGCCGGCGGCCAUGCAGGUCCUGGCAGGCUGGGCCGUGCUGGUGGCACUGGGCGAGUGGCUGUGGGCCGGGGGCGAGGUGCCGCUGGGGGACUUCUACCCCUUCGGGCCGGCCCAGGGCGACGCCGCCACGCGGAAGCAGGACGACGGUGGCUCCGAGCUCCGGCCCCUCUCCAUCCCCUUCCCCUUCUUUGGUGCGGGGCACACCGGCCUCUAUGUAAACAACAAUGGGAUCAUCUCAUUCCUGAAGGAGGUCUCCCAGUUCACACCGGUGGCCUUCCCCAUCUCCAAGGACCGACGUGUGGUUGCUGCUUUCUGGGCAGAUGUGGAUAAUCGGCGGGCAGGCGAAAUAUAUUACCGAGAGAGCACCGAACAGCCCAUCUUGGAGAGAGCCAGCAGGGACAUUGCCCAGUAUUUCCCUGAGUUCCCAGGGUUUUCUGCACAGUGGGUCUUCAUUGCAACCUGGUACCGAGUCACCUUCUUCGGGGGCAGCUCAUUUUCACCAGUAAACACUUUCCAGAUUGUCCUCAUCACGGAUGGCAAGCUUUCCUUCACCAUCUUUAACUAUGAGUCCAUCACCUGGACCACGGGUAUGCACGCCAGCAGUGGGGGGGACUUUGCUGGGCUCGGUGGCAUCGCGGCACAGGCAGGUUUUAACGCUGGUGAUGGAAAGCGCUACUUCAACAUCCCCGGAUCCCGCACUGAUGACAUCGCUGACGUGGAGAUGACGACAAAUGUGGGUAUCCCCGGGCGCUGGGUGUUCAGAAUCGAUGAUGCCCAGGUGCAAGUGGGGGGCUGCAGCAAUACAACCUCUGUGUGUCUGACACUGCGGCCCUGCCUGAAUGGGGGGAAGUGUAUUGAGGACUGCAUCACGGGGAACCCCUCCUACACCUGCUCCUGCCUGGCCGGUUUUACUGGGAAGAGGUGCCAUGUUGAUGUGGAUGAGUGCCUCUCCCAGCCCUGUCAGAACGGAGCCACCUGCCUCAACGGUGCGGGCAAGUUCACCUGCAGGUGCCUGCCAGGCUUCAGAGGCAACAACUGCGAGACUGCAGAAUCACCAUGUGAGAACAGAAUGUGCCAGAACGGUGGGAGUUGCCGAGUGGUGAACAGGACAGCAGCAUGCUUGUGCCAGUCAGGGUACACAGGGGUGGACUGCCAAACAGAGGUGAACGAAUGUGAGUCCAGCCCAUGCCUGAACGGCGGGCACUGCAUUGACCUGGUCGAUAACUACACCUGUGUGUGCCUGGAGCCCUUUGUGGGACAGCGCUGCGAGACAGAUUCAUCUUCCUGCGAGGACCGGAGUUGCCAGAACCGGCAGACGUGCAACUACAUCCGCCCUGGCCGCUAUAUCUGCACCUGCUCCCCGGGUUAUUACGGCAACAACUGCCAGUAUGGUGGGCCCCGCAUGCCCGGCGCCUGCCUCUCCCACCCGUGCCAGAACGCAGGCAACUGUCUGGAGACAGAGCAGGGCUACGUCUGUGAGUGCCAGGAGGGCUACACUGGACAGGACUGCCGAGACCAGCUCUCUGAGGGCUGUGAGUGCCGUAAUGGGGGCAGUUGUCUGGAGGGGAAUGUCACCGUCUGCCAGUGCCUUCCUGGGUUUUUUGGUCUCCUCUGUGAAUUUGAAGUCACCACGACACCGUGCAACAUGAACACGCAGUGCCCGGACGGUGGGUACUGCAUGGAGUACGGCGGGAGCUACCUCUGCGUCUGCCACACCAACUACGGCACCAACCACACGAUGCCAUCCCCCUGCGACUCAGAGCCCUGCUUGAAUGGGGGCUCCUGCAAGGUUCAUGAUGACUCGUACAUCUGCGAGUGUCCUGAAGACUUCCUUGGCGUGCACUGCGAGAAAGCCAAGCCUCGGCUCUGCAGCACGGGGCCCUGCCGCAAUGGGGGCACCUGCAGGGAGGCGGAUGGCGAGUACCACUGCACCUGCCCCUACCGCUUCACCGGCAAGCACUGCGAGAUCGGUAAGCCGGACCCCUGCGCAUCGGGGCCCUGCCAGAAUGGAGGCACCUGUUUCCACUACAUCGGCAAGUACAAGUGUGACUGUCCCCCUGGCUACACCGGCCGGCACUGCGAGAUGGUGCCCUCCCCUUGCUUUCUUAGCCCCUGCCAGAAUGGGGCUACCUGCGAGGACCUUGGUGGGGGCUAUGCUUGCACCUGCUCCGUGGGCUAUGUAGGGAAGCACUGCCAGUUUGAGGUCGACUGUGGCAUCCCCAGUGAGGUGAAGCACGCCCAAGCUUCUUUCAACUCCACCAAGGUGGGCGCACUGGCUGAAUACCAGUGUGAGCUGGGCUACAUCCUCAGCCAGCACAACCACCCCCGUGUGUGCCAUGUGCCAGGUGUCUGGAGCGACCCCCCCGAAUGCGAUGAGAUCGACGAGUGCCAGUCGCAGCCCUGCCUGAAUGGUGGCCAGUGCAAGGAUCGUGUCUCUGCCUUCCUGUGCUUGUGUGAGCCAGGUUACACCGGCUACCACUGCGAGCUGGAUGUCGACGAGUGCCAGUCAGAGCCCUGCAAGAACAGUGGGACCUGCCAAGACCUCCCCGGGUCCUUUGCUUGCGACUGUCCUGAGGGCUUCCUGGGGACCCAGUGCGAGACAGAAGUGGAUGCCUGUGAGUCAGACCCUUGCCAAAAUGGAGGGGAGUGUGAGAGCUACGGGGGCUCCUACCUCUGUGUGUGCCCAGAGGGUUUCUUCGGCUACCACUGCGAGACAGCCAGUGACCCGUGCUUCUCCAGCCCCUGUGGGAGCAGAGGCUACUGCCUGCCCAGCAAUGGCACCCACAGCUGCACCUGCAAAGUCAGCUACACAGGCAAGAACUGCGAAAAAGAAUUGCUGCCACCAACCUCAUUAAAGGUGGAAAGGGUGGAGGACACUGGUGUGUUGAUUUCUUGGCACCCACCUGAGGACGCAGCUGCCAGGCAACUCAUUGACGGCUACGCCGUGACGUACGUAUCCCUCGACGGCUCUUACCGCAGGACAGAUUUUGUGGACCGAAGUCGUUCUGCCCACCAAUUGCGGGCACUAACCUCCGGCAGAGCCUACAAUAUUUCUGUCUUUUCAGUCAAACGCAACGUGAACAACAAGAAUGAUAUCAGCAGGCCCGUCAUGCUCACCACGCGCACUAGACCGCGUCCGGUGGAAGGCUUUGAGAUCAGCAAUGUCACUGCCAGUGCCAUCACGGUGCAAUGGGCUCUCCACAGACUCCAGCACUCCACUGUCAGUAGGGUGAGGGUCUCCAUCCGCCACACGGGGGACCUGGCAGGCCGCACCGUGGAGCUGAACAGCAGCGUGGCCAAGUACACCUUCCUGGACCUGCAGCCAGGAGAGAGAUAUAUCAUCCAUGUCACAACGCUGAGCGGCCUGGGAGUGGAAGACCACCCCUCAGAGAGCCUGGCCACAGCCCCUUUCCAUGUGUGGACAAGGCCUCUCCCCCCACGGAACCUGACCGCGUCCCACGUGGGCGCCACCUCCGUGUCCAUGGCGUGGGAGCAGCCGCCCGCGGGCGCCACGGAGGGCUACAUCAUCAACGUCACCACGGCCCAGAGCGUCAAGAGCCGCUACGUGCCCAACGGGAAGCUCGUGUCCUACACGGUGCGGGACCUGCUGCCCGCGCAGCGCUACCACCUGUCCCUGACCGCUGUGCAGAACACGGAGCAAGGGCAGCUGCACAGUGAGCCCGUCCACCUCCACGUCACCACCCUGCAGAGGGAUGGGGCUCCAGAGAGACGAUGGAGCCAAGCUGGGCACGCCCGGGUUCUGCGGAACAGGCUGCCCCCAGCUUUCCUGCCUGAGCUCCGCCUGCUGGCAGAUCACGACACAGCUGAGGAGCCCUCACCAGCCCCCAGGUUCACGGAGCUGGUGGAUGGCAGAGGGAGGAUCAGCUCCAGGUUUGGGACUGCGCUGGGAAAAUCCGUCACUCUGAAGACACAGCCAGAGGCUCCAGUGAAGCUGGAGAACACAGAGGUGUCCAGCUGGGACAGUCUGGCACUGCAGCUGCAUGAGGCGAAGAGCAAGAGAGAGGGGCAGCACUGCUCCAAGAAUCCCUGCAGGAAUGGAGGCACCUGUACCAGAGAUGACGAGUCCUACCACUGUGCCUGCCGCCCGGGGUUCAAGGGCCGGCUCUGCCAACUGGCUUGCAAGAAGGUGCCACACUCGUGCACGCGGCUGUACUCGGAAACCAGGUCAUUCCCAGUGUGGGAAGGAGGCACCUGCCACUAUCUGUCCAGGAGAGUCUACAAGGUACACCAGGACAUCUGCUACAAGGAGAGCUGUGAGAGCACCAGUUCCGAGAGGACGAGCAGCAGAAAGCCAAGCAACAGUCACACACUGAAGAAGCCAUAGCAGGUUUAAAGCAGUAGAAGCUUCGUCAUUCCACAUCUAAGGGCUUUUUGAACACCAGGAAGAUCAGAUCUGCUCACUGGGUUGAACACAGCAGGGGAGCCUUCCUGCCUGGUGCCAACCUCUCCCUCUCCUCCAGCCCCUUAGGGACACGCAGCUGGAUCAGCACACUGAGUAGUGCUCCCUUUCCCCCGCUGGCCCAGCACUGCCUUUGCUGGCCCCCUCUGCCUCUGAGGAGCUGAGCACCAGUGCCCCUUGAGGGGGCCAGCCCUGCUCAGCUCCCCCAGCCACUCUGCACAAGCGACGGGCUUCCCGCUCCACUCAGGGAUCAGCCCAGCUUCUUGCCAACAGCAUCUGCACCAAUCUGUUUUCAUAAUGCAAGGUUAUAAAUAACCUAUAACCCUCAAAUAAAACAGUGUAUUGCAGACCAAAAAGCCUUGGCCAUCACCUGAAAUCUGGCCCCCAGCAAUGUGCUCUGAGGAGCAGCCUCUGUAGACAAGUUAGAAAUGGUGAUCAGCUCCAAGGGGUGAGGCCAGCAUGGGCAGUAGAGGAGCAUUCCUGUUUCCUCUGCUCUAGCAGGGGCAACUGAGGCAGCUUCUACUGCCUGCCUUUUUUCUUUGCUUUGUAAACAAGCCCUGGUUUUAACCAAAUUUCCAGCUCAGAAACCAAUAGAGCACCUAAAAAGAAUUUUAAAUGUGAUCUGUAGGAUGAAGUCUGUCAGCUGAGGCAUGCCACCACACUUGUAGUUGCCUCCACACCAGUGCAGGGCACAGCAGAGGCUUGGUGAGGAAGCCAGCCCUCCAAGCCAUCCCCUUGCACUGCACCUGGAGUUUGCCUUCCCUGUGGCACCAGUGCUGCAGGGUUACGUGGAGGAGAGGACCAGCACCCAGCACUGCAGCAGGGCAGGCAAGGAAAGAAAAAGUGUAGCUUAGAAACAUUCCUAGUUUUUGUGAGUUUGUAUGAAGACACUAGUUAAACAUAGAUUUGUGUAUUAACGUACACGGUGUAUAUUCUAAAUUAACACAUACCAGAGAUAUAUCGCAGUUAUGGUAUAGAGAUCAUGGCCCCAGCACAGUGGGUUAUUCUGGGGAGGCCCUCCCCUCCUGCCGAGCAUCACGGAGCUCUGUUGCUCAGCCACAUGUCUCAAGCAGCAGCUUGGCAGAUGCUCUCAGAGCAGGACAGGCCCAGCAGUUUCAGUGCUCCUGCCACCACCCUCUUCCUCCUGGGAGCAGUGUAACAGUGCUCAGCCUGGAGGCACAGCUGCAGAGGCUGGGGACAGGGACAGUGUGAAGCCACGACCAGCUGGCCAGCGUGCUGCUCCCCUCCUGCACCACCUCUAGCUUUGCUCCCACAGGCCAGACAUGCCUUGGCUGCCUGGUGCUGUUCCAGCUGCCAGGCAAGCACAGCCCUGCCUUCCCAGGGCAGGAGAAGCCAGCCCUCCCCACCAGCAAGAGCAGGGCAAGGGCACACCCACACAGGAGGGUUUGGAUCCAUGGUCUGAAAGCAUUUGCACCCCUGCUCUGUCAGCCACGGGAUCAGCGCUGACGUGGGCUGUGGAGGUGGCCCUGCCAUGGGACAGUUCUGUUUCUACAGGACCUGUCCCCACAGCACCAGGAAGCCUGGUCCCACUGCCAGCCAGCAGAGCAGCCCACAGCCUCCUCUCCCACAGCUGGCUCAGUAUGUAAUGCAGCCAGAAGGUUUUAACCUAGUCUUGGAAAUAAAUUAGGGGGUUUUGUUUGAUUUUUUUUAAUAAAAACACUUUAUGGAAA